AUGUUUUCAUUUGAUUUCCUUGGCAAGUAUCUCAUCACUCACCGGUCUUGUGCCCCCCGCUUGAGAGUUUCUCCUUUCAAGGAUGGAAGGAUUGGAAAUCAACUCGGUAUCCUGUGCCUCGAAUGCCUCUCAGACUACAUGAAACAUGACUGUGGUAACUCCUACAAGACUAGGGCAAGAUUCAUCAUGGUCCCAUUUGCAAGCUUAGAUUUGGUUUUUAAAGUAGGGUUUCGAGUUCGAGUUAUUGCAAUUUCUCCCGAUCAUUCCAACUCCGAUUUUGGUGUUCCUUUGGGUCUGGCCAGGAAUUUUGACAACUUUGGUGCCCCAGAUCCACAGGAAAUGAGUAGCUUAGUGGAGAGGCUACGUGUUAGAUCAGAAAGGAGGCCAAUCUAUAACUUGGAUGAAUCAGAUGAUGAUGAUUUUGUUUCUGGUAAAGCUAAAAAGCCCCAGGAGAAAAUCGAAAGAUUUGUCAGGGAUGAUGCGAAGGAGGAUUCCUGUCAAGCUUGUGGAGAAAGUGAAAAUCUUCUGAAUUGUGAAACUUGCACUUAUGCUUACCAUUCCAAGUGUCUGCUUCCACCACUAAAAGCUCCUUUUCCUAGCAAUUGGAGGUGCCCUGAAUGUGUUAGCCCUUUGAAUGAUAUUGAUAAGUUAUUGGACUGUGAAAUGCGCCCUACUGUAGCUGAUGAUAGUGAUGCUUCUAAGCUGGGUUCAAAGCAAAUUUUUGUAAAACAGUAUCUUGUGAAGUGGAAAGGCUUAUCUUAUCUACAUUGCACUUGGGUACCUGAGAAAGAGUUUCUAAAAGCUUUCAAGUCAAAUCCUCGUCUGAAGACUAAAGUAAACAACUUCAAUCGUCAAAUGGCAUCAAACAAUAACUCUGAGGAUGAAUUUGUUGCUAUUCGACCUGAAUGGACAACUGUUGAUCGAAUUCUUGCUUGCAGGGGAGAUGAAGAUGAGAAGGAAUAUCUUGUGAAGUACAAGGAACUAUCUUAUGAUGAAUGCUAUUGGGAAUUUGAAUCAGAUGUAUCUGCAUUCCAGCCUGAAAUAGAAAGAUUUAAUAAAAUUCAGUCUAGGUCUCACAAACCGAGUAAGCAAAAGAGCAGCCUUCGAGAUGCUACUGAUUCAAAGAAGAAAUCAAAAGAAUUUCAACAUUAUGAUCAAAGUCCUGAAUUUCUUUCUGGAGGCUCAUUGCAUCCGUAUCAGCUAGAAGGUCUUAACUUCUUACGUUUUUCUUGGUCCAAGCAAACACAUGUAAUACUUGCUGACGAGAUGGGUCUUGGGAAAACAAUACAGAGUAUUGCAUUUUUAGCAUCUCUUUUUGAAGAGGGCAUCUCUACACAUUUGGUAGUUGCUCCACUUUCAACAUUGCGAAACUGGGAACGUGAAUUUGCAACAUGGGCACCUCAAAUGAAUGUUGUUAUGUAUGUUGGCUCCUCACAAGCUCGUGCUGUCAUAAGGGAAUAUGAAUUUUACUAUCCCAAGAAUCACAAGAAGAUCAAGAAAAAGAAAUCUGGUCAAGUUGUUGCCGAAAGCAAGCAAGAUAGAAUAAAAUUUGAUGUGCUUCUAACUUCUUAUGAGAUGAUUAAUUUGGACUCAGCAUCAUUGAAACCAAUCAAGUGGGACCCUCGUUUGGCACUUGCUCAGAACAACCUGGAUGAACUUUUCAUGCUCAUGCAUUUUCUUGAUGCUGGGAAGUUUGCGAGUUUAGAGGAGUUCCAAGAGGAGUUUAAGGAUAUAAAUCAAGAGGAGCAGAUUUCAAGACUACAUAAAAUGUUGGCUCCCCAUCUCCUCAGAAGGGUGAAGAAGGAUGUCAUGAAGGAGCUACCUCCUAAGAAGGAACUCAUUCUACGUGUUGAACUAAGUAGCAAGCAGAAAGAAUAUUACAAGGCCAUCCUGACUCGUAACUAUCAAAUACUAACACGACGUGGGGGUGCACAGAUUUCUCUCAUCAAUGUGGUUAUGGAAUUGCGCAAACUCUGUUGUCAUCCUUAUAUGUUAGAAGGAGUGGAGCCAGAUAUAGAAGACACCUAUGAAUCUUUCAAGCAGCUCCUGGAAACCUCUGGGAAAUUGCAAUUGUUGGACAAAAUGAUGGUGAGACUUAAAGAACAAGGACAUAGAGUUCUCAUUUACUCACAAUUUCAGCACAUGCUGGACUUACUGGAAGAUUACUGCACUCAUAAGAAAUGGUCGUAUGAACGGAUAGAUGGAAAGGUUGGUGGAGCUGAGAGACAAGUACGCAUAGAUCGAUUUAAUGCCAAAAAUUCUUCAAGAUUUUGUUUUCUUCUCUCAACUAGAGCCGGAGGACUUGGAAUAAACCUUGCAACCGCUGAUACAGUAUUAAUUUAUAGGCUCAUAACCCGAGGAACUAUUGAGGAACGGAUGAUGCAGAUGACUAAGAAGAAAAUGGUUUUAGAGCACCUUGUUGUUGGGAGGCUGAAGGCACAAAAUAUUAACCAGGAAGAGUUAGAUGACAUCAUAAGAUAUGGUUCGAAGGAGCUUUUCGCUGAUGAGAAUGACGAGGCCAGAAAAUCACGUCAAAUUCAUUAUGAUGAUGCUGCUAUAGAUAGAUUACUUGAUCGUGAACAAGUUGGAGAUGAAGAAACAUCAUUGGAUGAUGAAGAGGAAGAUGGGUUUUUGAAGGCAUUUAAGGUUGCCAAUUUUGAGUAUAUUGAGGAAGUAGAGGCUGCAGCAGAGGAGGAAGCUCAAAAGGCAGCCAUGGAAACUAAAUCCACCGUAACCAAUUCUGAAAGAACAAACUAUUGGGAAGAGUUGCUAAAAGACAGUUAUGAAGUGCACAAAGUUGAGGAGUUUAAUGCCUUGGGCAAAGGAAAGAGAAGCCGUAAGCAGAUGGUCUCUGUUGAAGAAGAUGACCUUGCUGGUCUAGAAGAUGUAAGCUCUGAUGGGGAGGAUGAUAAUUAUGAAGCUGAGUUGACUGAUGGUGAAACAACUUCAUCUGGAAUUCAGACAGGAAGAAGGCCUUAUAAGAAGAAAGCUCGAGUGGAUAAUAUGGAACCAAUUCCUCUGAUGGAAGGUGAAGGAAGAUCAUUCAGAGUAUUGGGUUUUAAUCAAAAUCAGAGGGCUGCAUUUGUACAAAUUUUGAUGAGGUUUGGGGUUGGGGACUAUGACUGGAAGGAGUUUGCCCCUCGUUUGAAACAGAAGACAUAUGAAGAAAUAACAGAUUAUGGGAGAUUAUUCUUGACUCACAUAGCGGAAGAUCUGACUGACUCACCAAAUUUUUCAGAUGGUGUUCCUAAAGAGGGUCUUAGAAUACCAGAUGUACUCGUUAGGAUUGCCGUCCUGCUUUUGAUAAGGGAUAAGGCGAGGUUUGCAUCAGAGAACCCAGGUAGCCCCCUUUUUGCAGAUGACAUUAUACUGCGCUACCCAGGCCUGAAGAGUGGAAAAUUUUGGAAACAAGAGCAUGAUUCCUUGUUGCUUCAUGCAGUAUUGAAGCAUGGGUAUGGAAGAUGGCAAGCUAUUGUUGAUGACAAGGACUUGAAGGUUCAAGAGAUCAUCUGUAAAGAGUUGAAUCUCCCUAUUAUAAGACUACCUGUCCUUGGACAAGGUGGUAUUCAAGCACAAAAUGGUUCUACUUCUAACGUGGCUAAUGCAGAAGUUCCUAGCACCCAGACACAAGCAAAUGGUAGUGGAAAUGAUGUAGCAGCUGAUGGUGCUCAGGGGACAACUGAUGCUGCAAACCAAGCGCAGUUAUAUCAAGAUUCAUCUAUAUUAUUUCAUUUCAGAGAUAUGCAGAGACGACAGGUAGAGUUCAUUAAGAAAAGAGUGCUUCUUUUGGAGAGAGGACUCAAUGCGGAGUACCAGAAAGUAUACUUUGGUGGUGAUAUAAAACAAAAUGAUAUUACAAGUGAAGAGGCUGAUGGUGAAACAAAGACUGCUGACAGCUCAAGUUUAGGCUCCAUAGAGGUCAAUGCUCAAAUGAUUGACCAGUUGCCUCGAAUGGAACCAAUUGCAUCAGAAGAAAUUGCAGCUGCUGCUUAUGAUGACAAUCCUGAUAGAUUGGCAUUGGCUGAGCUUUACAACAAGAUGUGCACGGUUUUGGAGGAAAAUGUUGAUGAAUCAAUUCAGAUAUCCUUAACCAACCAAACCGCAAGUCUCAAGUUGAGACAGGACCUUCAGCCAUUAGAGAGGAUCGAUGAACAGAUGAACCAAAUUCUCUCUCCUUUACAGCAGAAAUCUCCUACUUCUGAACAGGGUACUCUGGAUUCGAACAAACAUGUGCAGGCUGAAUCACAGAGUAGUCAGGCAGAACUUCAUUCACAAUCUGACCAGCAAAAGGAGAGUGACAACAAUGCUGCUGCUACAGAAGACGUUGAGAUGAAAGAUGCAACAACAGAGCCAAAAUUGCAAGAAACCAUUGCAUCAUCGGAUGAAGAAGCACCACAUUCUGCAGACCCGGUUACGCCUCCAAAAGACCCUAUCUGUUCACCAGGGACAGCUGAAAAGGAUGCAGAAAUGUUCGAUAUGAAUGAUGAUGCUGGCAUCAAUGGUGAUACUGUACCAAAUGAGAAUGAAACCGCAGAGAAAUCUGGUUCUGGGCAGGGUUUCUUUCCUGCUUCAAGCUUGUUGAGAGCAAAGUCAGGCUUCUCCCAGCAAAUAAAGUUCCUAUCUUUGGAGGAGAGCACCAUUUCUACUAAAGCAGUGAAAUGCAAACCUUCUUUCAAAGAGACUAGAUCACUUAAACUAGCCUGA
Dovyalis caffra is the source of this 4704-nucleotide messenger RNA. The record is from the annotation of a GenBank genome assembly. Lineage: Eukaryota; Viridiplantae; Streptophyta; Magnoliopsida; Malpighiales; Salicaceae.